This is a messenger RNA of Haliotis rubra (blacklip abalone), 509 nucleotides long. RefSeq lists its product as uncharacterized. The transcript is spliced from 2 exons. Bases 1 to 465 code for a protein of 154 amino acids. Lineage: Eukaryota; Metazoa; Mollusca; Gastropoda; Lepetellida; Haliotidae. The record is from RefSeq and is a predicted model, not a curated record.
AUGGCUGUGUCGAAGAACAUCUCCAUCUGGACAACAUUAAAGUCUGACGAUGCAACGGUUGGCACGGCAAACUCGUCUACGUCGGAAACGAUUCCUGUAAAGAAGACAAGGUCAUUACAGGGUUUCCACGAAGCUGCAACCAACCAAGAACUUCGUGUGGAACCCGACCAAGGAGCAUUGACGUCUUCAAGAGAGAUACCUGGGUCUUCCGGUCAUACAGAGAAACCCAGUGCUCAGACACCGGAACUGACGUCAUCUGCCAAGCUGAUAGUGCUAGUUUCCUGCAUAUGCAUCAACUUCCUGUCUAUCGGUUUUGCCCUCGGUCUGGGAGUCGUGUUUGUCCAAAUCCUCGACGUCUUCAGCGCCACCCGUGCACAGACGUCACUGAUGCAGUCGUUGUGCAUUGGCUUAAUGUAUACAGGGGGUAUGAUCCCUAAUACACUCUCUGUCUUGAAUAUUUCGUAACCUCAUUUAUAUCUCUGCCACCUUUGGGAGGAAGCCAUAUUGAU